UAUUUCUCUCUCCCUUCUCUCUCUCCCCCUUUUCUCUCUUUCUUUCGACCGUACGCAUGACAGAAUGCGUAUGAUCAUAAUUUCCUCCCCUGCUCAGAGCAGAUCAUGAAGGAGUCAAAAACAAGAAUAGCAAGGCACACGGAAAUCAAAUUUUUGUAGUUCUUUGGGUGUACUCAGUUUUGUUUAGAACAGGAUAUAUCAGGAUAUAUCAGCCUCACGCACUUGCAAGUACAUUCGCGCGCGCGCACGCACACACAUACAAUAAAGAGGGUGUAAGAAGAUAUAUUUAAUUCAAAGACAUCACUGAAGCAAUAUACAAUAUAGAGGAAUGACAUCACCUAUAUCUGUCGAAUAGCAACAUAGGUCAGUGAAAACCUGAACCAGUCAGUAACUAACACUGAUACAUUACAAUGUGUUUUCAUUAGAUAUAACAACACGCUGGUACUUUCACACUAUAUUAAAUAUAGCAGUCUAACUCUUUCCGAAAAGUUUUGGGAUGUGUUAAUUUCAGCAACAGAAAAUCAUGUCAUUAAAGAAAAUAACCAAUCUUCAUUGUAACUCUAUAUCUGAGAAGCAAAUAUAUUUGUUAAAACAUUUCACACUUUUGUGACAGGAAAAAAUGUUUAAAUACAACAGUCUACAGUACACUGGAUAUUUUCUUUAGCAAAAUACAUGAAUAAUACAAAAGAAGAUGGAAGCAGGUGUUUGUUUAAAAAUCCAGCUACUUUGCAGUUUAUUAAGCACUUGCUUUUUCAAACUCAUUCUUUCAAAUCAAAUUGAAAAUAAUACUGUUCUGUGUAAAUAUGAUUUUAGAAAACUAUCUGAAACCAGACUCUUUAGUAUCGAUGGAAAACGCCUGGAGACAACAGCUCGCGCAUUCAGUGAUAUCAAGACAACUUCCUCAGAAAACGAAUGUGUGAUUGAAUUAAAACAUUUAAAUAUACCACGUAUCGAAAUACGUAUUUUGAUCUAUUACUUUAAGUGUUCUGAUGAGCUGACUGUUAGGCUGGACACGACGGAUGUUGAGACCAUGCCACGCAAUAUUUUAUAUUUACAAUUUCAAAGUUGUUUAAUGUCCCAAGAAGAUGUUGGUAAACUAGAAAGUCUUUAUGAUUUGCGUGUGUUAACUUAUUUUAAGACUAUACCAUCAUCUGCUAUAUGGUCCGGGAGUAACGAAACUGACAAUGUAAACGGUAUUGAUAAUGUUGUUUCAUACAGUAUAAUAGGGGACAGAAAUUACUCUUCCACUUUACCAUGGGUAUUAACAGCGAACAAAACUUAUCCAACUAUAGCAGAAAUUACUCUCGACGGUAUCGGCUUAACCGAACUUCCUGAUGAAAUGCGAAUUAGAUUUCCAAAUUUGCAAUCACUAGAAAUACCCAAUAAUAAACUUAUUGAAAUUCCCAAGUUUCCAUAUACUGAGAGGACUUACAAACUUCCACUCGGGCUUUCUAGAACGCCAUUUAUGCAAAACCAUUAUGCAGACGUUUUCGGAAUUAAAGUGAAACCAAACUACUUCAGAAGAAUAUUAAAUUUGUACGGCAAUCAAAUUACAAAUCUACCCGAUAACUGCACUAGUGGAUCUUUACAAAUGCUAUCACUGGAAGAAAAUGGCGUAGUUAAUAUAUCUGACCAUGCUUUUUCAAAUAUGUACGGUUUAGAUACACUUACCUUGGCGAAUAACUUACUUAUACAGAUCGGGGAAAAGCAAUUCAGCUAUUGCAAUGAUCUUCAGAGUUUGAAUCUAAAAUUUAACAAAAUUUCCUGGAUUCAUUCAAGAGCUUUCAGACAUAAUAAAAAUCUUUUGAAAUUGGAUUUAUCCAAUAACAAGCUUGUUUCAUUGGAGGAAGGAAUAUUUACAGCAUUAGAUAAUAUGAAAACACUGAAUUUGGAAUAUAAUCAGAUUCAAAACCUUUCUUGCAAGAGUCUACCACUGUCUUCUAUUAAGUUAGAGGAAAUAAAUUUACGCAACAACAAUCUUGAAACCUUACCUAUAUGUUUCUUUUUGAUACGUAGGUUGAAACAAGUCGAUCUAAGUUUUAACCAGAUAGCGAUGGGAAAAGUAUCAAAUCUACUUGGGUUGAUUAACUCAUCAGAGCUCAUUCACAGUGUUGUCUAUUCAGCAAGUUCAUCAGUUGAUUUAUUCCGAAAGCCAGAAGAACGGCGAUUAAUUGAUCUCUCUUAUAAUCAAAUCCACCGAUUAGAUUUCAGUAAUUUCACUGAAUCUAACCGUCAUACCAUGUUGCUAAUUUUAUUAAAUUUUGAACUUCGUUUCACAGGUAAUUUAAUUGAAUGUGAUUGUCAUUUACUUCCACUUUUAGACUUCUUCAUUACUCACAGAGAAAAACAUUUUGAUGGAAGUGAAUAUUUUUACCAUAAAUGGAAAUGUGAUUCGCCAAGCGAAUUUAAAAAUACACCUAUUCUAUCUCUUAAAAAAGAACAGCUUUACUGCUCUGAAGCGAUGCCUCAUUGUCCGACUAAUUGCAUGUGUUACCGUCGUUUAGUACAGAAAACAGUUAUUGUUGAUUGCAGAUAUAGAAAAAUCACAGUCUUUCCUCUUACUAUGCCAGACGGUAAACUUGAAGUAUGGCUUCAGUUUAAUAACAUAACUAAACUUGUUAACAGGCCGUAUUUAUCUCAGAUUACACAUCUUAAUCUUACAAAAAACAGUAUUACUUCAUUGAAUUACACUGUGAUGAGAAAUAUGGUAAACCUCAAACAAAUGAUUCUGGAUUGGAAUCUUUUGACUACAUUACCUAAAGGAAUACAAAACGUUCAAUUUGAAGUCUUAAGUAUCAAUCAUAAUCAUUUUUUUUGCGAUUGCACAAAUAUAUGGCUGAAAAAAUGGUUACAGAAAUCAAGGGAAUCAAUUUUGAAUUGGCGAAGAAUUGUAUGUAAUACUGUAGGAGAUAAAGUUCUGGAUAUUGUAGUGGUUCCCAACGACAAAUUUAUCUGUAAUAAUCCGAAUGAUAAUUUCAAGAAGACAUUAACGUUAGGGCUAUCCCUUGCUCUAGCUAUUCUAAUUUUACUUGUUUGCCUUUUCUUACUCAUUCACUAUUGGUUGGAAAUAAAAGUUAUACUGUAUGUCUACUUAAAUAUUCACCCAUUUGACAGUAAUCCCGCCAAAAUAGAUGAUGGUUUAGAACCUAUUGAUACGCUUAUAGUGUAUUCUAAAUCACUUUCUGAGUGGGCUACCGAAAACAUUAUUAAGAAUCUCGAAAAGUUGAGUUUCAACGUCUUAGAUACGAACCGUGAUCUCCUGAUUGGUAUGAGUUUUCAGGAGAACAUGCGCGUAGCCGUGUCCCGAAGCAAAUACUGUAUCAUUGUUCUCUCUGAAGAAAGCAUCGAAGACCCACUGGUACAAAUAGCUCUUUCGUAUACUUAUGAAAAAACACUCUAUGGGAGACCAACAUAUAUUAUACUUAUCUUACACAAUAUUAAAAGAAAUGUAGUUAAAAAUAAAAAUCUUAAAAAAUACUUGUACAGUGGCCGUUUUAUAAAAUCUACAGACCACAUGAUGGAAAAGAAAUUAUUGUAUAUGCUAACCGGUAGAAACUUAUAUAACAAUCAUGAUAUCCCAUUACGCCGUAGAAAGUCUUACAAAGAAUUUUUUCCGGAAGUUUUGGGCUCUGCCAAUACUCUGAAUGAACAAAAGAAGUAUGAUAUUUUCAUUAGUUACCCUGACCAGACUUAUCAAUUUGCUACUGGACCUUUAUUAUCCACUUUACAAUCACGUGGCUAUUCCAUCUGCUUACCAGAUCGAGACUUUGUCGUCGGCUCAGCUAAAGAAGAAAACAUAUUGAGGGCCAUUAAAAGCUCAGUUAGAACCUUGAUUGUUAUCACUAAAUCUCAUGUGGAAGAUGAAUGGCAACUAUUUACUCUAAGAACAGCAGUCCAGUGUUCUCUUAAGAAACCUUUCAAUUAUUUAUUGUGUAUUUUAGAUGGUAUUGUAGAUAAGAGCAAACUCGAUCUUGAGACGCAGGCUUAUGUAACGUCUCAUGUUGUCAUUGACAAAGACGAUCCACUGUUAUGGAAGAAAUUGUUUCGUUCAAUCCCACCAGCAAGGACAAUUGAGAACUCCACAUCUGCAUUUGACUCAAGAAAAUCAUGAAGAUGUUACAUUAAAAAAAAUACUAAUAAGAAUUCACAGACUUAAAUACAUUAUAAAGAAACACUACCAUCAUCUUUUAUGUAUUAUUUAUUUCGUUUAAAAACCAUCAACAUUUGGAUCUUUUCCUUUUCAUGGGCAACUCGAUUAAUUA
Messenger RNA from Octopus bimaculoides (California two-spot octopus), 4262 nucleotides. RefSeq lists its product as uncharacterized. Gene Ontology annotation, biological process: signal transduction. Gene Ontology annotation, cellular component: plasma membrane. Gene Ontology annotation, molecular function: signaling receptor activity; protein binding. The record is from RefSeq and is a predicted model, not a curated record. NCBI's taxonomy places the organism in Eukaryota, Metazoa, Mollusca, Cephalopoda, Octopoda, Octopodidae.